This is a messenger RNA of Condylura cristata (star-nosed mole), 2287 nucleotides long. RefSeq names its product zinc finger, DHHC-type containing 14 (gene ZDHHC14). Lineage: Eukaryota; Metazoa; Chordata; Mammalia; Eulipotyphla; Talpidae. The transcript is spliced from 9 exons. Gene Ontology annotation, biological process: peptidyl-L-cysteine S-palmitoylation; protein targeting to membrane. The record is from RefSeq and is a predicted model, not a curated record. Gene Ontology annotation, molecular function: protein-cysteine S-palmitoyltransferase activity. The coding region runs from base 20 to 1498 and encodes 492 amino acids. Gene Ontology annotation, cellular component: Golgi apparatus; endoplasmic reticulum.
CAGCCGGCUGCCCUCGUGGAUGCCUCCCGGCGGCGGCGGGCCCAUGAAAGACUGCGAGUACAGUCAGAUCAGCACCCACAGCUCCUCCCCCAUGGAGUCGCCCCACAAGAAGAAGAAGACCGAGGCCCGGAGAAAAUGGGAGGUUUUCCCAGGAAGAAACAAGUUCUUCUGCAACGGGCGGAUCAUGACGGCCCGGCAGACGGGCGUCUUCUACCUGACCCUCAUCCUCAUCCUGGUCACUAGCGGACUCUUCUUCGCCUUCGACUGCCCGUACCUGGCCGUGAACAUCACCCCUGCCAUCCCCGUGGUCGGAGGCGUCCUGUUCUUCUUCGUGAUGGGCACCCUGCUGCGCACCAGCUUCAGUGACCCCGGAGUCCUGCCACGGGCCACACCCGAUGAAGCCGCCGACCUGGAAAGGCAAAUAGGUAACCCUGAAGACAUCGCUAACGGCACCAGUUCAGGGGGGUACCGCCCACCUCCCAGAACCAAAGAAGUCAUCAUCAAUGGCCAGACCGUGAAACUUAAAUAUUGUUUCACCUGCAAGAUUUUCCGGCCUCCUCGCACCUCUCACUGCAGCCUUUGUGAUAACUGCGUAGAACGUUUUGAUCACCACUGUCCCUGGGUAGGCAACUGUGUGGGGAAAAGAAACUACAGAUUUUUUUAUAUGUUUAUUUUAUCUCUGUCUUUCCUGACAGUCUUUAUAUUUGCACUCGUUAUCACCCACGUCAUUCUUCGUUCACAACAAACAGGAUUCCUAAAUGCCCUUAAGGACAGUCCUGCGAGUGUGCUGGAGGCCGUGGUGUGCUUCUUCUCCGUCUGGUCAAUCGUGGGCCUCUCGGGUUUCCACACCUACCUGAUCAGCUCCAACCAGACGACGAACGAGGAUAUUAAAGGAUCUUGGUCGAACAAAAGAGGGAAAGAAAACUACAAUCCCUACAGCUACGGAAACAUCUUCACAAAUUGCUGUGUUGCCCUGUGUGGGCCCAUCUCUCCAAGCCUCAUCGACAGAAGAGGGUACAUCCAGCCUGACACCCCGCAGCCAGCUCCGCCCGCCGGUGGGAUGGCCGCCUGCGGUGCCACGCAGUCGCAGAGUAACAUGUGUGACCAAGACCAGUGCAUUCAGAGCACCAAAUUCGUUUUGCAGGCGGCAGCCACCCCCCUGCUGCAGAGCGAGCCCAGCCUCACCAGCGACGAGCUGCACCCGCCGGGAAAGUCGGGCCUGGGCACGCCCUGCACCAGCCUGACGCUUGGGCAGCCCACGCCGCCCUCCUCCAUGCCCAACCUCGCCACGGAGGCCACGCUCACAGACAUACUGCCCCUGAAGGAGGAGCCCAUGGGCCACCAGUUCCUGACCCCAGAGGAAGCGCCCUCGCCGCCCAGGAUGCUGGGGGGCAGCCCGCUGGCCCCCAGCCGCACCAUGCACCUGCUGGGCCUGGCCAGCCAGGACUCCCUGCACGAGGACUCGGUGCGAGGCCUGGUGAAACUCAGCUCCGUGUGACCACGGCCCGGCCCGGGGACAGGAGGCCGGGGUGGGCCCCGGGGACGCUUUCCCCUGACCCAAGGCCACGGAGACUCCAGGUCCUGGGGCCCACAGGCCACGUAAAGGCGGGACCCACCUGGUGGCUGAGCCAGACGCAACUGCUCACAGCUGGCUUUUGCUUGGCUUCUCCCUCCUGCCCAGCUGCUGAGAUGACAGAGAGAGGGGCCAUCUGCAGGUGUUGGGAUGAAAAGGGGGGCACCUGGAGAGGGAGGGGGUGGAGGCGGGAGGAAGGGCCGCGGGCUGGAGGUCCCGCUCGGGGCCGCUUGCUGCGGUGGAGACAGACAUAGAAGGCACCAAGCCUGUGGCCGGACCGAAGUCGCACUGCAGGGCCGUGCUGCUGAUAUGGGACAUAGACCUGCCGCUCCGUCUCUUCACGUAAAACACACACACACCUGGAGAACAAGACGGGCUCGCACACCACCUCCGCUCCCGCCACGCGGUGAUGGGGCUCGGGAGGACGUGCUGCUUUUUUCUUUUCCUUUCUCUCUCUCUCUCUUUUUUAUUUUGUGAAUUCUCAAUUGCUGUUUGUGGGGAGACGAACGAAGGUGGCAGGACAGCGCCCUCCCUUGCCAGCUCACUCAGCUUCCUUGUCCACGGGCUGAUGGCGCCAGCAAGGGGGUGCGGGUGGGGUCCUGCCCAAGUCGGGGAGCCCCCGCGUAGGCCGACAUCACGCUGUACUCACCUCCACGUCCUGUGUGGCCAGUUCCCGUGGACCGCCAAUAAAAUGACGUCCUCUGUGGUUUGGCA